UCUGGAGCACAUGGUUGUUCACAUGGUCCGCCUCUGCUGCUGAUGCACUGCAUUACAGUCCCGCAUAGCCUACACGCAGGGCUGACGUUUCUUCAGCCCAUUCAUCACUCCUGGCUGGGAUCCCGUCGCAUGUAUGGAUCGAAAGACCACGAUUGUGAUAUUCUGCCCCAUAGAUGACUAUGCUUUUUAGCAAAAAAUAUGACAUUUGUUUUCGAAUAAUGAUACGUCGAGUAGGUUAACAUUUGAAGAAGUCAUAGACUGCAGCUUGGAAACCAGGGCGUCCAUCGAUUACUGCUGUGCAGACUGCAAGGGAUUCAUACUGCUGCAACAGCCUAAACAGUCUGUCCCCAAGAAGACACUGACCGAGUCCUGAACAGCUAACGUUAAACGUCGCAGGCUCUCCGUCUGCCCAGAGAACCAGAAGAGAGGGACGACUCAGAGUGGGCUAAUAUUGACUAAAUCUCCCCAUAUACGCAGGAUCAAAACACUGCCAAACAUUAGGUAUAAUAAAAAUACGAGUCAUCCCCUCCAACGUCGGAAUAGCCCAGACGUUUGAUAAUUUUGUGGCUAAAUUACAAGCCUGGAGGUCAGCGUUCAACGGUGAGACGUCAAAAGGUUACCCCGAUGUAAGAUGGAGGAUAGUUUUGAUUGCGACUGUGGUGAGCUUGAGCCACCCGAUCACUGAGGGAAAGAGAUCUGUGUAAGUCAGCUGCCAGUUUUGUUUUCAGUCAGGUGGUUAAUUUGAAUAAAAAAUAAAAAAUAAAAAAAAACAACACAACAGAAUAUUUAAUAGUAGUUCUACUAAAAUUGAACAAUGCUGCUCAGGACCAGUCAUACACUGAAUGUAUCUGCACUGUGAGGAUGGUAUAAGAUACUUUAGGAAUUUAGCUUUUGUUUGAUAUUUUUUAAUUGGCCUCAAUAAUCCAUUCCAUUAUUGUAGUCAAGUUUGUAAAGGAAUCCCAUUAGAGGCAAAGGUUCUUAAAACACAUUGUGAAAUGACUUCACAGUAUAAUUACAUAUCCAAGAUCUCACUCUAUCAUACACUGAGAAGACACUGAGGGCUAGAGAGGGGGAACAGAGAGAUCCACUGUGGCUUGUUGGUCUAGGAAAAUAAUACAGACUUAGGUAUUACAAUAUUGUCGAGGGAAAGCCAAGAUUUUUCAUUUCACGGUUGGCUUCAUAAAAGUCCAACACUUCCUCACCCUUGACAAACAUAGAAGAAGUGUUCUGCCUGAGGGGUACCAAACAUGGCUGAGAAGUUUGAGAGCCUGAUGAACAUUCAUGGCUUUGACCUGGGUCCACGCUACAUGGACUUAAAGCCGCUAGGCUAUGGCGGCAAUGGUCUGGUGUUCUCUGCUGUGGACACGGAUUGUGACAAGAGGGUGGCGGUAAAGAAGAUUGUGCUGACUGACCCACAGAGUGUAAAGCAUGCUCUGCGUGAGAUCAAGAUCAUCCGGAGGCUGGAUCAUGACAAUAUUGUCAAAGUGUUUGAAACAGUGGGGCCAAGCGGGAGGCAUCUAACGGAGGACGUGAGCUCCCUGACCGAGGUGAACUCCGUCUACAUUGUGCAGGAGUACAUGGAGACAGACCUGUGCAAGCUGCUGGAGCAGGGCCUGCUCUCCGAGGAACACGCCCGGCUCUUCAUGUACCAGCUUCUGCGUGGCCUCAAGUACAUCCACUCGGCCAAUGUCCUGCACCGCGACCUCAAGCCCGCCAACCUUUUUGUCAAUACAGAAGACUUGGUGCUCAAGAUUGGAGAUUUCGGCCUGGCUCGCAUCAUGGACCCACACUACUCCCACAAGGGUCAUCUCUCUGAGGGACUGGUGACGAAAUGGUACCGAUCUCCUCGCCUGCUGCUCUCCCCAAACAACUACACCAAAGCAAUCGAUAUGUGGGCAGCUGGCUGCAUCUUUGCUGAGAUGUUGACAGGGAAGACCCUCUUUGCAGGGGCCCAUGAAUUGGAGCAGAUGCAGCUGAUUCUGGAGUCCAUUCCUGUGAUCCACGAGGAGGAUCGGCAGGAGCUGCAGAGCGUCAUCCCAGUUUUCAUCAAGAAAGACAUGUCCGAACCUCAGACCCCCCUUGCCAAGCUGCUUCCCGGCGUCAGUGCUGAAGCCCUAGAUUUCCUGGAGAAGAUCUUGACUUUCAAUCCCAUGGAUCGGUUAACCGCAGAGGAGGCCCUAUCACACCCUUACAUGAGUGAUUACUCUUUCCCCCUGGACGAACCCAUUUCCAGCCACCCGUUCCACAUUGAGGAUGAGGUGGAUGACAUCCUACUGAUGGACCAGAGCCAUAGCCAUGUCUACAACUGGGACAGGUAUCAUGAUAGCCAGUUCUCGGACCAAGAUUGGCACCUUCACAGUACCCAUGAGGCCGAGGAAGUGCAGCGGGAUCCCCGUGCCAUGUCUGAUGUCACCGAUGAGGAGGAGGUACAGGUCGACCCCCGCAAGUAUAUGGAUGGUGAGCGGGAGAAGUUCCUGGAUGACCCCUCUUUUGAUUCCUGGCAGCAUGAGGACCAUCACGAGAACAAAUACUGUGACCUGGAGUGCGGCCAUACUUGUAACUACAAAGCCGUGUCCCAUUCGUACCUGGACAACCUUAUCUGGCGUGAGAGCGAAGUCAACCACUACUAUGAGCCCAAGCUUAUCAUCGACCUGUCAAACUGGAAGGAGCAACAGAGCAAAGACAAGAUUGACAAGAAAGGCAAGACCAAGUGUGAGAAGAAUGGCCUGGUCAAGGCACAGAUCGCCCUUCGUGUAGCCACCCAGAACCAGGUCCCAGAGAAGGACAGUGAGCAGGAAAAGGACUUGAACCAGAAUCAAGGCCAUGCCUUUGAUUUUGACUCCUUCAUCGCAGGUACCAUCAAGCUAAGCCUUCAGCCUGAGCCCAGCGAGGUGGGCCUCCUCAAUGAACUCAACAGUUCUGUGUCCCAGCUGGAGACGCGCAGCUCCAUGUCGAAGUCCAUCAGCCAGGAGAAGGAAGAGAAGUGCCUGGUGAACCUGGCCCAACUCGGAGGUCGGGCACCCAAUCCAUGGGAGAGCUUUGGGAGCUAUGUGGAUGCCGCAUGCGAAGAAAGCUGCCUGAUAGACGAGGCCGGGAUGUGCUGGGAUGUGCGCAAGGAUGAGCAACUGCAGAAGGAGACGACCUACACCAGCUACCUGGACCGGCUCUUCAGUAAGCGCGAAGAGGUGGUUGAAGCGCUCGAUCCGCAGCCAGAGGUGGUGAGCGCGGUGGCGGUGGAUGACGGCUUCCUGGCUGAGAAUGGAGAGCUUGUCUUCAACAUGCAGAUGGAGACCCUGACCCUGCCCGGAUUUGAUGGCCCCACCGAUGUGCCUCUCAAGUCCAUCCAGGCCACAUUGACCCCCUCCACUGUCAAGUGCUCCCCUCAGAUCGCCCAUAAAACCUACAGCAGCAUUUUUAAGCAUUUGAAUUAAGUCCCAGUGCAGCAUUUAGACUACUUCUUGGUUUUUAUCAUUUUUUUUUUUAUUAUUGUUUAUUUGUGGUAGUACAUUAUUUUACUUGAAUCAUUUCAUACCAUUUUAUGUAUGGUUUCUUGUUUCUAUUUUAUUUUUUAAGGUAACAAUUUUGUAAAAUGAGGCAACCUCAAACAUUAGCAAAAAAAGGUUUCGUAGCAGCCUGAAACAUCCUGUUAGACCCACACAUGUGUAUGAUCAUGCUUUUAUUUUAUUUUUAUUUUUUUAAACUGGCAUGUCAUUUGCACACAGUGUACUGUAGAGGCAUGUGAAAGAGUGCAUUGGGUAGGGGCAGUGAGGGAUCGAGUUGUGGAAAUGAAGAGUGUGAAGGAGCACAGAAAGUAAUCAGUUGCAAGCAGGAUGAUGAGGAAACUGCACUAAAAGAACGUGGGAGAUGUCGCGAUUGACAUUGCCGCCCUUGAGUAAGUCAGCCCAUUGGAGAGAGACAAGGGUGGUGGGUCAUUUUUCCAGCUUGUAUCUAUUUCCAUUUUUUUUUUUUUUUUUUUUUUAAACGAAGUCUAAAUUAUUGAUGUAUUUUCCCAGAAUCUUCAAAAUUCUUUAAUAUUAUUACCAUUUAUUUGACAUGAUGCCAGCAGCAACCAUUAAAUGUAGAACUUUGUAAAUGUGUUAUCUACCUCAAGGUAACAGCAGAGAGUAGACACUCAGAGCCACACUAGUGCUUUACUCGUGUUCAUCCUGAUAACCAUUUUUUUUUUUUAUCAUUUGCAUUUGCCAUAGUGAAGUGUUAAGAUCAUUAUUUAUUUUUAGCAGAUGUGAGAUAUUUAUUUUGAAAGGAAAACAAACCAACCUGUAAAUUCAAUGUGACUGUUGGAAACUGAGACAUUGGACUUCCAUUUUCCUUUUGGCACGAUGAUAUGUUUGUUCAUUUUUAAUUGUAGGAUUCUUUUGUUAUAUGGAGAAGCUUUCCAUUUUCCAUCUUUUGUCUCCUUAAGGAAAAAUUCUUCCCUUUUUUAAUUUAUAGGUGCUGUCUGUUUGAGAGGAAUACAUGAGUUUUUGUUUGUUUGUUUGUUUGUUUUUUUAUUGCGCCUAAAAGUCUUAAUUGUUUUUUUUUGUUUUUCUAAACGUGUGUGUGUGUGUGUGUAUGUGUUUACGUGUGUGUAAGUAUAUAUCUAUAAUAUGUAUAUAAAUAACACACACAUUACACACAUGCAUUCACACAAUGCUAUAUAUAAAUGUAUUGUUUAAAUCAUGUGCAUGGAAGAAACCAACAGAAGGUACAUUAAAACGAAGUUAACGGUGAAGUAUACUGUUCAUCAUUCAUUUGAUUUUAAGUGUAUGUUUUUAUGAAAAAAGUUUAUAUAUUUUUUUCCAAGCAAGCAUGAGUAAAUUAGGUUAAGGUGUAGCAUGUAGAACAUCUUUGCCUUUAAAACUGGUACUCAGAUUUUAUCAUCGGUUCCCCUGUUAUAAGAAAAAAGUAAUUAAUAAAAAUUGCCAGCAAAUACCA
Messenger RNA from Clupea harengus (Atlantic herring), 4935 nucleotides. It is a transcript of the gene mapk6, whose product is annotated as mitogen-activated protein kinase 6. Gene Ontology annotation, molecular function: ATP binding; MAP kinase activity. The record is from RefSeq and is a predicted model, not a curated record. Lineage: Eukaryota; Metazoa; Chordata; Actinopteri; Clupeiformes; Clupeidae. Gene Ontology annotation, biological process: protein phosphorylation.